This is a messenger RNA of Dissoconium aciculare CBS 342.82, 1209 nucleotides long. Its product is annotated as transcription factor Opi1. Gene Ontology annotation, cellular component: endoplasmic reticulum; nucleus. The record is from RefSeq and is a predicted model, not a curated record. Gene Ontology annotation, biological process: regulation of transcription by RNA polymerase II; phospholipid biosynthetic process; endoplasmic reticulum unfolded protein response. NCBI's taxonomy places the organism in Eukaryota, Fungi, Ascomycota, Dothideomycetes, Mycosphaerellales, Dissoconiaceae. The transcript is spliced from 2 exons. The annotation marks the transcript as partial. Gene Ontology annotation, molecular function: transcription corepressor activity.
AUGGCCAGUCCGGUGACAACAGCCAGUGGCAUGAGCCUGGACGAUCGCGGUGGACCUCGCAGCGUGGUCUCAGUGGAGGACGAGAACGUGCUGAUUGCAGCACAAGCAUUAUCCGGGCUUGGCAAUCCAGCCUUCAUUCAGAGAGGCGGACCCGCUCAGCCCCCAUCAUAUCCAAUGCAAGCGACGCUUUCCGGAGAAGAGCCUGAACCAUUACUACAGCUGAUCACGCAGGCACACCCAUGGGUGGGAACGACGAUCAAAGGUGCUUCCUUCGCAUACUCAACAACAAAGCAUUACUCGCCGCGCAUCGUACAAUAUGGCGCCAAUUUGGUGGAGAGAAACAUUGCGAUUCCUGUCGCGAGUGCUGUGGGAAGCGUGGGCGAAUACACUGGCGUCGAUCACACUGUUCGCCGCUACUUAGAUGCCAACCGUCCGAACGAUGUUGAACAAGGACGUGUCGACGUUAACGGAAGUUUUGCUAUGGACAUGGACUCCCGGCUUCACCAUCGAAAAUUGUCUAUUGACUCACUCACAGAGCCAUUGCCGGUUUAUGGCUCGACCAGACCGCCCUCCUAUCGCGAAGAACAAAGUCCAGCUUCGGCCACUCGGUUUACUCAGCAAAUUCAAGGACGACAGAAGCCUAUCCGGAGCUGGUCUUCCGGGCUGUUUGUCACCUCAUCUGGUUUGUCGGUCGCACUAAGCUCUUCUUCGCGCGACAAUCUUCGUUAUUGCUUGCAAUUACUGAGCAACUCGGCACUUCGCGUCUCGGAAUUCACAAACGCCCUUAAGAGUAUUCUCGAGCAAUAUGAGCAACACCGCAAAGGCUGGCACGGCAAUUUCGGCUCACAUCUAGAGCAAGGCGGAAACGAACAAGACGUCGCUACACGUCAAUUGGCAGACCAGAUCAAGAUGCAGAGCGAGAACAUCAUGAAGACUUUGAAGCACGUAGUCAAUCAAAUUUCGGAAUACGCGGGCGGUGCCUUGCCAGAGAAUGCCCGGAACUUCGUCCGUACUCAACUCAUGUCGCUACCACAGCGCUGGCGCGUGGUUUCGGGCGAGCCAACUGCGGCGGAAUCCGAAACCAGCAAGAGUGCACAGCGCAUGAUCGGCUUUGCGAAAGAGGGUCUGGACAUGAUCACGCAAGUGAGCAGCGUCAUGAAAGCCACACUCGAAUCCGCGGAGAAAUGGCUAGAGCGCGUGGGCAGACGU